AUGGCACCAUCACAAAUCUUUGACUUCAUCAACCACGAGGUUUCGGUCUCGCUGGACUCGACCAACGCUUUUGAAGGUCCAGAAAAGCUUCUGGAGAUCUGGUUUGCCGACUCUGAGACUUGUACGGACUCGGUUUUCUCCAAAGGAACCCUCCGGGAUAUUCCUUUGCCAGAGAUUGAAUCGAUGCUUGAUCUUGUUAGUUGCAAGAUUAUGUCGAAGAUUUCCAGCAAGGAAAUGGAUGCGUAUCUUUUGUCCGAAUCCUCGCUGUUUGUUUUCCCUCAUAAGAUGAUUCUCAAGACCUGCGGAACCACCGCGACCCUUCUUUGCUUGUCCAAAGUGCUGGAGCUGGUUGUGGAAUAUUGCGGAUACGUUUACUCCAACCUGGAGAACAUCCACAAGAUCUUCUAUUCGAGAAGAAGCUUCAUGUUCCCUCAUAAGCAGAACGAGAUCCACCGGUGUUGGGACAACGAGCUCGGGUGGCUCAACAAAUAUUUCCCUCCGGAGCAGUCAAAGGCUUACAUUGUCGGAGACCUGUCAAAAGAUCAUUGGUAUCUGUACCUCAAUGGCAACGGCACCGUGGAGCAGUCGCCUAGAGUUCCGAAGGCCGGAUCUCAGGUCGGUUAUCCAUUGUCGCCUGUCAUAAGUAAUGGUGCAUGUUCGGCUAAUGACGAAACUUUUGAGAUGCUCAUGACAGAGCUGGACCCAACAGCCAGCGAGAUGUUCCAGCUGUCAAAACACCUAAACGAGUUCCCGGAUAUGGACCCGGAGACCGAGGAUUACGGGCAUCUUUUGGGACAAAAAAUGAUCUCCAAGAGUGGCCUUGACAGCGUUUUGGAUGGAUAUGCGCGUAUCAAACAUGAUGCGUAUGCAUUUACUCCGUGCGGAUUUUCGUCAAACAGCAUCAUGGAUGAUAAGUUUUAUUGCACGUUACAUAUUACCCCUGAGACAGGAUGGUCGUAUGCGUCUUUUGAGACUAAUUAUCCUAGUGCAUCCAAAACAGACGUGCUAUGCAACGUGGUGAACAUUCUCAAGCCCGGUAAAUUCUGCGUUGUUCAUGUUCAGGAGGCUAUCAACGAGAAAAACUCUGCAGUUGACUCUUUGAGAAACGUCUGUGUGGCUGGCUACAAGCGGGUGGACCAGAUCUUGUACGAUCUCAAGUUUGACUACUCCCUGCUGUACAUGUAUUUUGAGAAAGAGUUAUAG
This is a messenger RNA of Ogataea philodendri, 1203 nucleotides long. RefSeq lists its product as uncharacterized. Gene Ontology annotation, cellular component: cytosol. The transcript has a single exon. The record is from RefSeq and is a predicted model, not a curated record. NCBI's taxonomy places the organism in Eukaryota, Fungi, Ascomycota, Pichiomycetes, Pichiales, Pichiaceae. The coding region runs from base 1 to 1203 and encodes 400 amino acids. Gene Ontology annotation, biological process: spermine biosynthetic process; spermidine biosynthetic process. Gene Ontology annotation, molecular function: adenosylmethionine decarboxylase activity.